Ceraceosorus guamensis is the source of this 2132-nucleotide messenger RNA. RefSeq names its product MFS general substrate transporter. The coding region runs from base 237 to 2030 and encodes 597 amino acids. Gene Ontology annotation, biological process: transmembrane transport. The transcript is spliced from 4 exons. Gene Ontology annotation, molecular function: transmembrane transporter activity. Lineage: Eukaryota; Fungi; Basidiomycota; Exobasidiomycetes; Ceraceosorales; Ceraceosoraceae. The record is from RefSeq and is a predicted model, not a curated record. Gene Ontology annotation, cellular component: membrane.
CGCACCCGCGCCCUCGACCUGUGCCCGUAUCGACCCUGCUGGGGAGCUAGCACUUUCACAUUGGCACCAGUCCCUGCGAUUCGCAUGUAUAUAUGGUGUCUGACGAAGUUUGCGUCGUAUCUCGUCCUUCGCAUUGCCUUACCGUCACGAUCAAUAGAGGCUCAGACGAAGCACGACGCCAACACAAAUAAGAAGCACCGAUGUCGCGGUUGAAUCGGCAUCGAUCGCGGGCCUCGAUGCGAUCCGAGGUCGCGCCCGUAGAUGCAGCCGUUCUCGAAUCUCUCAAACGUCGACGAAUCGCAUCCCUCAUUGGAUCCUUCAUUGUAGCUUGCUCAGCUGGAGUCAACUACGCAUUCAGCUCGUUUGCGCCUCAGCUUCAGGAGCAGCUGCAGCUGACCAGCACGCAGAUCAAUGUGGUGGGCGUGGCUGGAAACAUGGGCGUCUACCUAUCCGGUCCAUUCUGGGGCCGAUGGGUGGACAAGCAAGGUCCAAAGGUCGCACUGCUGGUCGGCAGUGCCCUCGUCCUGGCUGGAUUUGGAGGGCUAUCCCUGUCCUACACGCACACUGCGCCGUUCCAAGACGCCUCGCCCUCGACGCUGGCCGUGCUAAGUCUGUUGACUGGCUUGGGGAAUGCUGGUGCCUUCACAGCGGCAAUGAAUGCGCAAGCCAAGAGCUGGGAUGGUAACCGACGCGGCUCAGCUACAGCCCUCGUCCUUUCCGGCUUUGGCCUAUCAGCAUUCCUGUACUCUACCCUUUCACACCAACUCUUUCCUGGCAACACCUCCGACUACCUCUUGCUGCUAGCAUUCGGGUGCGCUGCUUCCUUCUUGGUUGGUGUGCUGCUCAUUCGGAUCUUGCCGCCCGCAGAUGCGAAUCCGCUACUGACACGGCGGGGCAGUGAUGGUCGUGGUGCAUGGACGCAGGCACCAGCUGGAGAUGACGAGGAGAUCGGGCGCCUAGAGCAGAAUGCAGACGUAGAUGAGGACGAGGAUGAGGAGAGGGGUCGAUUGAGACCUCAUGUAGGUGGUAGAAGGCGCACCAGCAGUGAAGUUUCUGCGAGAGCCUUCCUCAACGCCCCACCUACCGACGAAGAUACAACUAGUGCAGAUGAGGAAGAUAUGAAUACUCGCGCAAUGUCGCCUGCUACGACCCCUUCGAAUGCAGGUGCGGGUGCGACACCUGAGGGGAACAAGGGCGCUCCUAGCAGUGUCGAUGUCACAAACUUCAACCUCUUGAAGCAAGCAGACUUUUUGCUCCUCUUUCUUAUUAUGUCGCUUAUUAGCGGAACUGGAUUGCUGGUCAUCAAUAACAUCGGCACAAUCACCCGGACACUGUUUGAAUACAACAAGGGUCGCAAAGACGUGCCUGAAAUAGCCCUUGACGCACAAAAUCUACCUCGCGAACUGAUAGACAUCCUCACGAAGGACGAAAAGGCAAUCGUCCAGCAAGCGCAAGCACAUCAGGUCAGCGCCAUCUCACUUGGAAACGCCAGCGGCCGCAUUAUCAUGGGUUUACUUUCGGAUCUAUUUGUCAGCUCCACAGGCGAUGCGAGGAUGCGAGUCUGGUUGCUCGUCCUGGUGUGCAUACUCGCUGUGGGCAGUCAAGCGCUCGCAGCUGCUCCAAACACGAUCACGACCGUGCACAGGUUGAUUAUCAUCUCGCUCGGCACUGGAUGGAUGUACGGCGCGCUGUUCGGUCUGGCGCCCGUCUUAACAUUUGAAUGGUUCGGCUUGAAGCAUUUUUCGCAGAAUUGGGGCUACGUCAGCCUGUCGCCUGUCAUUGCGGGAAACAUCUUCAACCUCCUCUUUGGCAAAAUCUACGAUAGCCAUGUGUCCAAGGGAAGCGGCAGUGUGCACCAGUGCCCGCUAGGCGAAGAGUGCUACAGGUCGGUCUUUGAGAUCACCGAGGUUUGCGCUCUUGCAGCUGCGGCUGCUAGCUUCCUCCUGAUCGUUCGUCGUACAAGGGACGUACAGCGUGUUAGAAAUCCCUUCGCGGGCUUUUACGGACGUCUGAGCAACGCGGUGCGGUAGCGCUUCGCGUGCAGUAAUAGCAAUUCAGGUUGCCUCGCUCAAUCGCUUGUCCAACUUGUUCGGAUCUGGGCGACCUGUCUGUGUGAAAAUAUUACAUCGGCU